Trypanosoma cruzi is the source of this 917-nucleotide messenger RNA. RefSeq lists its product as uncharacterized. The record is from RefSeq and is a predicted model, not a curated record. Gene Ontology annotation, molecular function: protein serine/threonine kinase activity; ATP binding. Gene Ontology annotation, biological process: maturation of SSU-rRNA. The annotation marks the transcript as partial. The transcript has a single exon. NCBI's taxonomy places the organism in Eukaryota, Euglenozoa, Kinetoplastea, Trypanosomatida, Trypanosomatidae. Gene Ontology annotation, cellular component: nucleus; preribosome, small subunit precursor; cytosol.
CGAAGCCAUGUGACCAGAACCGUCAUGCGCUUCUGAUGGAGCUGGUGGACGGCACGCUGUUGAACAACAUCACUGCAUUGGGUGACCCGGAAAAGGUGUACAGGCGUUCUUUGGACCUCAUGAUCAAACUGGGCGAGCACGGCCUCGUGCACGGUGACUUCAACGAGUUUAAUCUCAUGAUUACGGAAGACAUGCGCGUCAUUGUGAUUGACUUCCCGCAGAUGGUCUCCACGAACCAUCCCAACGCGGCGGAAUUAUUUAGUCGGGACGUGGAGAAUCUUGCGAACUUCUUUCAUCGGCGAUUCAAAGUGACGACGCUCUUUUAUCCGACGCUUGAAAAGAACGUGGAGCGCAAGGCGGAAUUGGAUCGCGUCGUCUUUGCAAGCGGGUGCUUCAGCAGCAGACAACAGCAGGAUCUUGAGCGUCUUCUACAAACGCAGCUAACGGCCCAAGAUGAGGUUGACAGUGAAGAGGAAGACGGCCAAGAGGAGGAUGAGGAGGAGGCAACGACUCUCUCGGGAAACGCGUCGGUGGAUGUUGUCUCUGCCGGUGGUACAAACGCCUGCGGGGUCCAUGCGGCUGAUGGCAGUGAAGGGGAGGGGCAGGCGCAGCGGCACCCUCCGGGCGAAGUAGGGGAUGAUGACAAUGGCGAGACGAGUAGUGUGGCGCGGUCCCUCGACGAGGUGGUUGACGAGGCGGCUAUUGAACGACGUGGGCAGCGGCAGCAGAAUGUCAACUUCAACCCGGACGGCACCGUCAACGAGGAGUACGUGCGGUCGCAGGUGCGGCGCAACAUUCGUCGCCAAGACAACCACCAGUUUAAUUUGGGCCUUCAUCGCAACGUGCAGAAGGGGCGACAGAAGCAGAAGAUACGGCGUCAGAUCAAACAAGGGAUGAGCAACGGCUUUUUUGACUGA